AUGCCAUCCCCCAUCCAGCAACUAUCAGCAGCUGGAGCAGAAAGUUUUCGGUAUAAUCAAAGUUGGAAGCUUAAUUUCCCUUUCUCCCCCCAGUACUCACUCCAGCCAGGAACAGCGGCGUGUUGUGUGACCAACACCCCAGGCCAGCGCUGGAGCCCGGCCGGACAGCCCCGGGCCGGGUCCCCGCACGGGCGCUGCUCGUCCCCGCGGCCGCGGCGACUCCAGCACCACCCCCCGGCAGCGACAACCCGGACACUUCCACCCAGGAGGGCCAGUGGCUGGGGAAGCGUCUCCCCAGACUGGGGCGAGGCCAAGCGGGGAACCUCCACUGGGGCUCGCACCGCACCCGAUGCCUCUCCCGAUGCGGCUGGGAGUGAAUGCAGCCCCCCCCGGCACUCACCGCCGCGGUGCCGCGGGCGCUGGCAGCGCUCCGGGGACGGCGCUUCCCAGGCAACAGUUGGCCGUGUCCCCGCCGUGUCCCCCGGCGCCACCCCCGCGGUGCGGUGCGAGGGGCACCGCGGGGAGGGUGACUCGGAGCCGGGCAGCGGGCACAAAGGCGGCUGCGAGGGUUCGGGGGGCUCGGGGAGCGCAGGAACCCCGGGGCUGCAGCGCGCCGUCCCCGCCCCGCUGCCGCGGGGUGAUGCGGGGGCGCCGAGCGAAGGAGCGGCAGAGGCGGCUCAGCCCGCCCGCUCCCGCGCAGCCCCCGGGGGGGUGGCGGCCCCCGGCGCCUCUCCGCCCUUACCUGAGCCGCCCGUCGCUGCUGGCCGCUGCAGGGACCCUCGUCCAUCCCCCGCUGCUCCUCCGAGUCAGUCGCCGGCGCUGCGGCGCGGCCCAGCCCGCCCGGCCCAGCGCGACGCUGUGGCAGAGCCGCCCCGCCCCGCGGUGGCUGCGUGCGGCUCCCGCCGGCGGCCGCCCCGGGCGCGGCUCCCCCGGACCCGCCUCCCGCUGCCCAGGGCUGGGGGGGCGAGGCGCCCUCCGUGGGGUGGUGGAUGGGGUUGGGGGAUGGGUCGCUCACCCCCGCACUGA
This is a messenger RNA of Corapipo altera (White-ruffed manakin), 1026 nucleotides long. Its product is annotated as basic proline-rich protein-like. Lineage: Eukaryota; Metazoa; Chordata; Aves; Passeriformes; Pipridae. Bases 1 to 1026 code for a protein of 341 amino acids. The transcript has a single exon. The record is from RefSeq and is a predicted model, not a curated record.